AUGCGGCCCGAUGUUUCGGCACUCGGGAUACUGGCCUGCUUGACGGGAUUGGCGACAGCACAAGAUACGCGGAGCGACGGAGAAAAUGUGACAACAACAGGCGGGACGGCGACAGUGCAGUUUAUACCGAACGCAGUGAUUGAGGUGCAAUCUCUUCCGACAUACCCCAUAUAUAUCCAAGGUCGGACGGACGAAGUCAUAGCAUACAGAAAUGCACCGGGUGUUGUAGAACUAAAUAUCAAUGCCGUGUUGUUGCAUCGAUUUACCGACAAUGCGACUAUUGGGCAAGGGGCUAUGAUAGACUUUUCGACGAGUCCUGUCGACCUCGACUCGGACUCUUCGAAAGUGCGGAGGCAGGAAACAGAACCAUUCCCGUUUACGAUGACUAAUGAAACUGUGACUCUUCCGGUUCAGCACGCUUCGGUGUACGGCUCUAAUAUUAACAAACUUCUGUAUUUCGAAUUUCAGUGGCAGAAUUCGACAGGAAGGGGAUCUAGCUAUAGUCAACUUGUCUCAGUUGUCUCCAGUGACGCGGAAAUAGAUAAAACAAACGAGCUUUUCCGAGAUUCGCAAAAGGAAACCAAUGCAGUAUUUCCUGAUGUCGUCCAGCUAGAUUCUACAACUAACCCCACGACAUCUGCCUCGCCUGCUGCCGAGACUCUCACGCAGGCAUCGACGAGCAAUAUCGGAACUAAAUUAAGCGGAGGUGCUAUUGCCGGUAUCGCGGUUGGUUGUGCGGUAGCUGGUGUUCUCAUUAUCGGGUUGAUCGCGUGGUGUCUAUUUUUCCGUCGCCGCGCUAAACGUGAUCGCAACGUUGGCACAAACUACGCCACGAACUCGGGCUCGGGCGCCAUUAUCGCGGAUAAAGAACUCACGGGAAUGACGGAUACCUCACCAAGCGCAGCAUAUCCCGAUGAUGGCGGACAUCUGCAUGAUCCACGGGGAAGCAUGGUGCGUGGCGAUGAUGGACCAUACGGGCCAUAUUCAGACCGUGGUGCCUCGCCGCUACCCCCUCCCGGCACCGCUUUCGCUAUGGGCAGCCAGACAGAUCUAGCUUCCGGUCGCCCUAGCACAACAAGAGCGCCCUCACCACCGCAUCAAUCCCGCUACGCGCAUCUAAUCGAGGAAGGCAUGACGGAGGAUGAGAUCCGAAGGCUGGAGGAAGAAGAGCGACAUCUAGACGCGGCGAUUGAGGGACGGGGCCAUAGGAAUAGGGCGGGUAGCGAGAGUAUACACGUCGCGUCUCCGUCGUUGGCGUCGCCGUCAUAA
Hypoxylon trugodes is the source of this 1269-nucleotide messenger RNA. RefSeq lists its product as uncharacterized. The coding region runs from base 1 to 1269 and encodes 422 amino acids. The record is from RefSeq and is a predicted model, not a curated record. NCBI's taxonomy places the organism in Eukaryota, Fungi, Ascomycota, Sordariomycetes, Xylariales, Hypoxylaceae. The transcript has 2 exons.